Blastomyces dermatitidis ER-3 is the source of this 375-nucleotide messenger RNA. RefSeq lists its product as uncharacterized. Bases 1 to 375 code for a protein of 124 amino acids. NCBI's taxonomy places the organism in Eukaryota, Fungi, Ascomycota, Eurotiomycetes, Onygenales, Ajellomycetaceae. The transcript is spliced from 4 exons. The record is from RefSeq and is a predicted model, not a curated record.
AUGAAAUCACUCACAGUCUUUCAUCUUCACAAACUGGAUGCUGUCACUCAUGACUGUAUCUUCACUCUUCUCAGCCCUGUCACUGCACCUGAUCUUCAGGCCAGCAGCUCACCUCAUUCCUCUCCCAGGCCAGUUCCUGGCUUCAAGCAGUGCAGUCUCUCUCUUUGCUUGUCUUCUGCAGCCCCGCGGGCCUAUGAUCACCUCUUCCCUGCCUGCACAAUCUCUGACCAGGCAUAUGUGAAUAUGCCUAGGUUUCCUAUCAAUGGUCCUCGCGCCGCAGCGCAUUUCUGCAAUCCCAUUGCCAAUGGAAGAUGGGUCUCUGGGUACCCGCAAAAUCCGGGUAAUCAAGGCAAUGCAAAUGUCAUGAAUUUGUGA